This is a messenger RNA of Helianthus annuus (common sunflower), 768 nucleotides long. RefSeq lists its product as uncharacterized. Bases 1 to 768 code for a protein of 255 amino acids. The record is from RefSeq and is a predicted model, not a curated record. Lineage: Eukaryota; Viridiplantae; Streptophyta; Magnoliopsida; Asterales; Asteraceae. The transcript has a single exon.
AUGGGUGACAGUGAAGGUACUUCACAGACUUUGAUUAGUAAACUUGAUAUAGGAGAUCCAUUGUACUUACAUCCUAGUGACUCUAGUAGUUUGACCAUUGUUAGCAUCAAACUUAAAGGAACUGAUAACUAUGUUGUGUGGUCUAGUGCUAUGAAGUUGGCUUUAGAAGCAAAAAAUAAAUAUGGUUUUAUAGAUGGAAAAGUUGAAAAACCUAAAGAUAAUGUUGUUUUGGCAACCCAAUGGGAUAGAUGCAACUUUGUCGUAUUAACUUGGUUAUUAAACUCAAUUUCUGAAGAACUUUUUCUUGGUCAAGUGUUUUCUAAGUUAGCUUCUGAAGUCUGGACUGAUUUAAAAGAGUCAUUUUAUAAGGUUAAUGGUUCUGUUGUCUAUGACUUGUAUAAAAAGAUCAAUUGCAUUUCACAAAAUGGUAGCACUGUGGCUGAGUAUUAUAACAGGCUGACAACAAUGUGGAAGCAGUUUGAUGCUAUGCUUCAUCUGCCUUCAUGUUCUUGUCAAGCUGCAAAAGAUUAUAAUGAUUUUUCAACACUUAUAAAACUAAUACAGUUUCUCAUGGGUCUUGAUGAUGUAUAUCAGCCUGUGAGAACCAAUAUUUUGACAAGACAACCAUUUCCUUCUGUUAAAGUGGCCUUCUCUAUUGUAUCUAGGGAAGAGUCACAUAGGUUAUCUAGUAAUGGAUCUAAAAAUCAGAGUGUUUCAUUUAUCUCUAAGGCUAGCCAAGGUUUUGAUAGUAAAAGGAGACCAAUGUGA